GGCCGUCGUCAGUUUUCAGUUUCACGAUUCCCUUUCGCUCACCCACCUUUCAGUUUCAGAUUUUCCGAUGUCUCGUCUCAUUCAAAACCGCAUCGGAAACACCUUGUUACGCCUCAAACCUCAACCUUCUAUCCUAAUCAAGAAUCUCUCCACGUCUCCAGAGCCAUCACUCGACGACGAAUCCUCACAAUCAUCUCACAUAUGGAACGUCAUCAUAGCCCGAGCCGGCGGCGACAGCGAAGAUGAAGUCUUCCACCGCCUCUCAAACGAUCCCCUCUGCAACAGAGUCACCCUCUCAGACACUCUACUAAACAAGCUCCUCCACAGGUUCAGAGACGACUGGAGAUCAGCUCUAGGCGUCUUAAAAUGGGCCGAGUCUCGCAAAGCCCACAAGAAUCACUCACCCGAGGCUUAUGAUACAGCGGUUGAUAUCCUCGGGAAGGCCAAGAAAUGGGAUCGUAUGAAGGACUUCGUCGAGAAGAUGAAGGUAGAUAACACCGUGACGUUGAACACGGUGGCCAAGAUCAUGAGGAGGUUCGCUGGAGCAGGAGAGUGGGAAGAAGCUGUUAACGUGUUCGAUAGGUUAAACGAGUUUGGAUUAGAGAAGAACACUGAGUCUAUGAACUUACUGUUAGAUACUCUCUGUAAGGAGAAGAGAGUCGAGCGAGCUAGAUCCGUUUUGUUAGAGCUAAAGGCUCACAUUAAGCCGGAUGCUCAUACUUUUAAUAUAUUUAUUAACGGUUGGUGUAAGACCAACAGAGUCGAGGAGGCUCUCUGGACGAUUCAGGAGAUGAGAGGAUAUGGGUUUCGUCCUUGUGUGAUUAGCUACACGACGAUUAUAAAGUGUUAUUGUUUGAAGAGUGAUUUUAUUAAAGUCUAUGAGAUGUUGAGUGAGAUGGAAGCUAACGAUUCUCCUCCGAACUCUGUCACCUACACGACGAUUAUGUCUUGUCUUAACGCGCAGAAAGAGUUUGAGGAGUCUUUAAGGGUGGCUGCGAGGAUGAAACGGUCAGGCUGCGAGGGGGAUACUCUUUUCUACAACUGUUUGAUUCACACGCUUGCUCGAGCUGGGAGGUUGGAAGAAGCUGAGAGGGUUUUCAGAGAUGAGAUGCCUUCAGUUAACACAUCUACUUAUAACUCAAUGAUUGCUAUGUAUUGUCACCAUGAUGAGGAGGAGAAGGCCGUUGAGCUUCUCAGGGAGAUGGAGAGUUUGAAGGUUUGUGAGCCUGAUGUUCACACGUAUCAUCCGUUGCUUAGAUCAUGUUUUAAGAGAGGAGAUGUGGUUGAGGUUGGGAGGUUGUUGAAAGAAAUGGUGACUAAGCAUCAUUUGAGUUUGGACGAGUCGACUUAUACUUUUUUGAUACAGAGGUUUUGUAGAGCUGAUAUGUGUGAGUGGGCGUAUUGUUUAUUUGAGGAGAUGAUUAGCCAAGAUAUCGCGCCGAGGCAUAGGACUUGUUUGUUGCUUUUGGAUGAGGUUAGGAAGAAGAGUAUGCAUGAAGCGGUUGAGAGGAUCGAGUAUGUGAUGAGGAGUGUUAAACUUACUGCCCCUGUAAAGUGAGGUUAUUAUUAGUUACUACAGAUUCAUCAGAUGUUCAUUGUUUUGUUCAUUCAACCACACAUUGUAGUGUAGAUUUCAAGUUCUUUGGUCAUGGAUAAGACUUGCUGAAAUUUUGCAACUUAAUGGAGUUGAAUGAUUCAGACACAGUUUAGGCAAGUUUUGUUUGUUGUCUGCUUUGA
This is a messenger RNA of Brassica napus (rape), 1737 nucleotides long. Its product is annotated as pentatricopeptide repeat-containing protein At3g04130, mitochondrial. The transcript has 2 exons. Lineage: Eukaryota; Viridiplantae; Streptophyta; Magnoliopsida; Brassicales; Brassicaceae. The coding region runs from base 68 to 1558 and encodes 496 amino acids. The record is from RefSeq and is a predicted model, not a curated record. Gene Ontology annotation, molecular function: protein binding.